Messenger RNA from Saccostrea echinata, 597 nucleotides. RefSeq lists its product as uncharacterized. The transcript has a single exon. The record is from RefSeq and is a predicted model, not a curated record. The coding region runs from base 1 to 597 and encodes 198 amino acids. Lineage: Eukaryota; Metazoa; Mollusca; Bivalvia; Ostreida; Ostreidae.
AUGGCGUCGGUUUUGAUUGCUGGAAGUUCACAUGUUAAAAGAUUUGAGCAGUUUGUGAAUCAAAAGCAAGAAUUUCGGAACUUACAUUUAAAUCCAAAUGUUUGUGUUACAUUUUAUGGUAUGAGCGGAGGAAAGCUUACAAAUAAUUGUCACUUGGAAGCUUUAGAACAAAAACUUAGGCACGUUUCUCCAGAUUUUCUCAUUUUACAUUUAGGCGGUAACGAUUUGGACACAGCAACAGCAGAUGAGGCAUACGCUUACGAAUUAUGUUUACGUCUUUGUUGUAUUGCGGAAACAUUUACCAGUCGAUUUAAAAUUAAAAAGACUGUUAUUUGCCAGCUGAUGCCGAGAUAUCGAACACGGUUUUUAGAUAUAACUAUUUAUAAUGAAUUAGUCAUAAAAUUCAAUAAAGCCUUGAAGAGGGAGCUGGUGGGUAAAGACUUCUUGCAGUACUGGAAUCUAAAAGGUGUCAAAAACAGCGAGCGCACAGUCUUUUGUGAUGGAGUUCAUCUGAACAAUGAAUGGGGAAUGCCAAUUUACUACAGAAACUUACGUGGGGCGAUAAUCCAAUGUUUAAAAUAUGCUCGUCAAUAUUAA